ACCUUGACAUGGAGGAUGAGCUGUCAAGGUGAAUAACUCCAUUCGAUAUCUGUCAAGAGGACACCUGUCAUCUAUAUAUACCCUGUAGAUCCGGAUUUGUGUGAACAGACACACAGUCACAAAUUCGUAUCUAGGGGAGUAUGUAGUUGAUAUACAGACCGCAAUGCAACAUCAAUGGAAAAUGCAGAUAUAAUAUAGAGCUCAGUUUUUUAUAAUAAAAAACAUGUAUAUCUACAAUUAACAUUUUAGCUUUUGUUGUACAUAGCUUUAAAGAACAAACUGAAACAACUAACAGUUUUGUAGAGUUAAAUACAAGUGAUGAUCAAGUCAGCAUGUUUCUAGGAUCGAGGCAACGGCAAUGUACAAGCAAUUUUAACGGUUAAUGGUCAAUUAUGCUUGGGGCGUAAAUCAAAAUGCAGAAUACACACGCUCCUUGUAUGGGGAGUGACUGCAGAUUGUGCUUAAAUGCAAAAAACCUUAGUUUUGAUUUAGGAGGCUUUGUAACCUGAAUUAGUUGAUGAAUUUUCUAUCGAUCCUAAACAAGCCCAGAUUUAUCUCUGACACGCAGAUCACGCCACCUCCAUUCUAUCACCAUUAUUAGCAAGUGCAUUUAAGAGGUUCGUCAGAGGGAGCGGUUUGUCCUUUCAGUUGGUUUCGCUUUUCAUGAGUAUUGCGAGGGUAUUCAAGUUCGGAACAUCUGAACCACAUUUUUGAGAGGAGUAUGUACGUUUUCAUUAAAUUGAGGUACUCAAGACGAAAGAGAGAGGGAGUCGUUUAGUCUCGGCGGUCUGUGCUUAAGUCCAGGGUGGCUUUUUCGGCAUGGCAGCUUACGCUAAUGCGUGUUUUGUUAAUCUAAAACCAAGGCAUUAAAAUAUGAAACGUAUUUAUACUGUCCCAAACUGUGCGUCGAUAUUGAACACAAUCUAAACUGCUUUUUCUCGCUUCCUAAUCCGGGAAUUGGAAGGAUGCACGCCAUUGGCUACUGCUGUCACGUGGAUCCUUAACUUUGUUCACUUGACAGAAAGUAGGAGGGUUUUACGAAACAGGAAAACGAGUAAAGGGAUAGAUAUAAAUUUUAGUAUAUUUUGUGUGCAAUUCAAAGAAAUUAAUGGCCAUGAGUUCCUAUUUGAUCAACUCCAACUAUGUGGACCCCAAGUUUCCACCGUGCGAGGAGUACUCCCAAAGCGACUACCUACCCAGUCACUCUCCGGACUACUAUAGCACCCAAAGGCAAGAGCCAUCGUUCCAGCACGAGUCGAUCUACCAUCAGCGGUCGGGCUGCGGCGAUCCACCCUACUCGUCGUGCCAGGGUCCAGGGCAGCCCGCUGUGGUCAUGUCUCCUCGGGGUCACGUACUAAACUCUGCUGCUCUCUCGACCCCUCUCCCAGAUCCAAGCCGUCAUUGCGACUCGGUAACUCCGAGCCCUCCGCCUGCUUGCGGUCAGACCCCCAUUAACCAAAGCACUCCUUCGGCCACUUCUCGAAAGGAUCCCGUGGUAUACCCCUGGAUGAAAAAAGUUCACGUAAAUAUCGUGAGCCCGAACUAUUCGGGGGGAGAACCCAAGCGCUCACGCACAGCUUACACGCGACAGCAAGUUCUUGAGCUGGAGAAAGAGUUCCACUACAACCGCUAUCUUACACGAAGGCGCAGGGUGGAAAUUGCCCACACCCUUUGCCUCUCCGAACGACAGAUUAAGAUCUGGUUUCAAAAUCGGCGUAUGAAGUGGAAGAAAGACCAUAAGCUGCCCAACACGAAGAUCCGCUCCAGCAGUUCGGGCAACUCGACUUUAAAUGGUGGCCCCUUAUGCAGUAAUCAGAACCGUGCUAGCGGACCUCCACAGACUCUAUAGUUUGCUUUUGAUAAUUUGUAAUACGCACAUUUUAAGACCUGAAUUUUAUCAGUGAGGCUCUAGAAAUGCUCAACCUCAUCGCUUAUAAACGAUAUGGAUAUUAUACGAGGUGGGGUAAUGAUAGGGUGCACAGUGAAAAAUAUUUUAAACACAAAUGGUGUGAAGAAACGAACUCAAACACUUCCACAUUUGUGCUGACUCCCAGUUCAGUUCAAUCCUGUGCCCUUGGUUCCUGGUCUCUCGACCCUUCUAUAACAACAGAAGGCAGCAGACAGUUUUCAGAUUUGGUGAAGAUGGAUCCCUGCUUCAUCUUUAAUCAUGCCAAACUCAGUCCCAUUUGUCAUGUUUACUCUGUGGCACAAAGGAUGAACCGUAGGCCUGCCCAUUACCUCGACGUCUAGAAUUGUGCCUAAUAAAUGAGUCUCCUUGUUUUGUCAAGAGCCAUUUUCUAAACCCCCUUUCUUUGCUGGCUUGUAGCCUACAAAAGUAACCGAACAUUGCUCUCUUAAUAUGAAGCUCCGGUUUAUCUCUAACGUUACUCUCACAUUUAAUAUUUUGUUUUGCCAGUGUGGCUGAUUAAGAUUGUGUGAGGUCUAAAUGUCCUUAUUUGGAUAUACGAUAACCUUUCUGGUCACAUCUGUGUGUUUAAAUAUUUAGCGCAUUUCAAAUUGAGAACAGGGUAAGGUGUGUAGGAAAAUAUCUGAUUUAGAUUUUAUUCAUAUUCAGAUGAAAGUAAUAACAGUUGAAUCAAACCGGGCAUAUAGAUAACCAAAACAAUACAAUGCAAAACUAUUUAAAAUGAGCACUGCUAAAAAUAUUUGAAUUACCUCAUUUGAUAUUUUUAACGUUUUUUGUUGUCUAGUUUUAUGAAGUGAUAAAUUUGAAGUCAUUUGAUCAGAAUGCUAUUUUCUGCAAAAAAAUAUUAGCAUUUAUUUGUACGUUGCAAUGUAAUUUAAAUAUUCUUGUCGCCAGGGCUGUGUAGAGAAAUGCGUAUAUUGCAUAGAUGAAUGAAAAUACUCUAUUUUCGUUUUUCCUAUUACCUCGUCUUUAAGUUUCUGUUUUUAUUCUACGUCAAAUAAACAUAAGCACGUAUGUCAUUUUUCUUUUUCUUUCUUUCUUUCUUUCUUUCUUUCUUUCUUUCUUUCUUUCUUUCUUUCUUCUUUCAAAUGUGUCGAUAUUUUAUCGUGUAUGAAAAUAUUUUUGACAUUCCAAAGAUCAGUCUUCCUGGUGAUGAUGUAUUUUCCUUUCACAGUUCUGUCUCCUCCUUCUUAGGCCUUUCACUGUACACAUUUGUUAUUUGUAAAUAGCUAUAGAAAUUUAAUAAAUAAAAGAUAAUAAUCACUGUA
Tachysurus vachellii is the source of this 3195-nucleotide messenger RNA. It is a transcript of the gene hoxb4a, whose product is annotated as homeobox B4a. The record is from RefSeq and is a predicted model, not a curated record. The transcript is spliced from 2 exons. Gene Ontology annotation, molecular function: RNA polymerase II cis-regulatory region sequence-specific DNA binding; DNA-binding transcription factor activity, RNA polymerase II-specific. Bases 1109 to 1849 code for a protein of 246 amino acids. Lineage: Eukaryota; Metazoa; Chordata; Actinopteri; Siluriformes; Bagridae. Gene Ontology annotation, cellular component: nucleus. Gene Ontology annotation, biological process: anterior/posterior pattern specification; embryonic skeletal system morphogenesis; regulation of transcription by RNA polymerase II.